AUGUGCGGUGCGAAAAGUAUAUCAUUAACAUUUAUUGGACUGCUUUUCAACUGCCUGGAAGCGAUCUUUUCAGCUAACACAGCUCCAGACAUACCUCAUACUGACCCAGCUUUUACAAAACUCAGCACCAGUAUCACAGCAGAAUGGAGAGCGGUACCUGGGGCUACUGGUUACAGGCUGACUGCGCAAGAUGGAGAUUCCUUCACUGAAACUGUGAGUCUGGUUACAAAUUCUCCAGGCACAGUGACAGGACUGGAACCUGCCCCUUUAUACAGAGUCAGUGUCAGAUCUGUAAAUUCAGGAGGGAAAAGCCAGCCUUUCAGAAAAGCAAAAACAGCCCUGGCUGUUCCAGUUCUGUCUGUUAGUUCUCUGAGUUGUGACUCCAUCCCAGUGAGCUGGAAUCCUGUGUGUAUGGCAGCUGGAUUCUCUGCAUCCCUCAAGAGAUCAGAUGGUUUGGGCAGAAUGCUGAAUGAGAACACCACUAAUAUUCCCUUGAUAUUUACAGGUCUAGUCCCAGGAACUCUCUAUACUUUCAAGGCAUAUGCUUGGAGUGUCAGUGGGAUACUUGGAGAUGAUUUCACCUAUAACCAAAGAACAAGUAAGAAUGCAUCGUCAGAUAUUCAAGUGGCUUUUAAUAGUGGUGCUUUAAGAGCUAUUGUUUCUUGAAUGCCGACAGAAGGAGCUCUAACUUAGACUGUGACAGCCUCCCCUGAACUCUUGAAACUGAAGUGUAACACAUCUUCUGCCUCCUGCGUGGUGCUGUCACCAUGCGGAUCUGAAUAUGAUGUUUCUGUCACAGCAUACGGUGAUGCUGGAUGCAGUAAACCUACUAAUGCAGUAAGCUUAAAAACUGUUUCUCGUGCACCAGUAAAUAUAUCAAUCGCAGAGAAUGAACCUGUCCGCUUCUUGGUAUCAGGGUCUGGUGUCAAGUUUGGUCAUUAUUAAUGUGUUUUUUUGAAGCAUGUUGAUGGCUUGGAGGUGCACUGCAACACAUCACACCCUCCAUGCUGUUCCCAGUCAGACUGUGGCUUCACUUACUUCAUUAGUGUCUUUGCCUAUAACAAGUCAGGGCAGAGUCCCUUGGAUCAAGUAUUCAGUUACACUACUGCUCCUUGGUGCCCCAGAGACUUGAGGGCUGCGUUGGUGUGGAGCGACAGGGUGCAGGUCGCUUGGGCUCUGGUGGCCGCCGCCUGCAGCUCGAGGGCUCUGGAGUGCAGCAGCCGCUGCAGCAUCACGGCUUAUUCCCGCAGCGGCCGGGGCAGCGACACCUCCUCUGCAUCCCACUGUGUGGCAGCAGUGCCCUGGAGUCCUGAAAUUAAAGAUCUCUCAAAGGAGGCUCUUUCUGUAAUCAGUGUGCACUGUAACAGUGAAGAAGCUACAUAUAUAGUCACUGCCAGAGGAGAGGCUGGGCUUUGGUAUUACACAAACUUUGGGAAUUCAUGUUCCCUGAUGAAUCAUCUCUGCAGAUCUGCUUUCUCUGUUACUGCUAUAGCAAGAUCACUAGCAGGACAGAGCUUACCUAGCUACAGUGUCCCUUUAGAGACAGCUCUGUGGUGCCCUAAUGACCUGAUAUUAAGUGAAGUGACUCGAACAAGUAUCAGCUGGUCUGCUAGGAUGGGUGCAUAGACGUAUGUAACAACGUUGGGGUCUCCAACAGGAUGGGCGUGUCACAUUCUUCAAAACCACUGUCUCCUGGAGAGCAUCACGUGUGGCACCAGCUAUGCGGUGUCACUGAAAGUGAUCAGUGAAAUGGGUUUUACAUCCAGUUGCACAUAUCAAGGAUAUUUUUCCAGUGCUUGCUGCCCUUCUGGGGUGAAGCUGUACAGAUUCAGCAAUACUGGUAUCAGGGUACACUGGCACACUUCUGAUGAAAGUAUAAACUGCAAUACUGGCUUACAUGGCUGAAAAGGCAAUUUCACCUGUACCCCUAGCUCAGGUGUAAGUCACUGCGAUGUCACCGAGGGUUGUGGGGAUGCCUACACAGUGGUAGCAUCUCCAGUUGCCAACAAGGGGCUAAAACUUACAUUCUGUCCUUAAAGAAUAUAUUCAGUGUUCAUGUCAUUUCAGUGACCUGGAAGCUCUGUGGGGAUGGUGAUUUAUAGAGGAAAGAGCAAUGCAGAACAUACCUAG
Messenger RNA from Merops nubicus (carmine bee-eater), 2130 nucleotides. It is a transcript of the gene FNDC7, whose product is annotated as fibronectin type III domain containing 7. Lineage: Eukaryota; Metazoa; Chordata; Aves; Coraciiformes; Meropidae. The record is from RefSeq and is a predicted model, not a curated record. Gene Ontology annotation, molecular function: protein binding.